Lactuca sativa (garden lettuce) is the source of this 1044-nucleotide messenger RNA. Its product is annotated as GDT1-like protein 3. Gene Ontology annotation, molecular function: manganese ion transmembrane transporter activity; calcium ion transmembrane transporter activity. Gene Ontology annotation, cellular component: Golgi apparatus. Lineage: Eukaryota; Viridiplantae; Streptophyta; Magnoliopsida; Asterales; Asteraceae. Gene Ontology annotation, biological process: Golgi calcium ion homeostasis; calcium ion transmembrane transport; Golgi calcium ion transport. The record is from RefSeq and is a predicted model, not a curated record.
AUGGAUUUCAGCAACAUGAACUGUUUGACUUUGAUUCUUGCUAAAUGGAAAAUAAUAAUAGAUGAACAGGGGAAGUGGCGACCUAAAUACCAAGUGUCAUCAGAGAAUUGCUAUUACGUAGGGGCAGAUUUUAGUUUGCAUCUUGUUCACCAAGGCAAAAGAAAAAAGAGAAAUAGGAAGUGUAGAAGAAAAAAAGAUGAACAUGGGAAUGAACCAAAAAACAGAGGAAUAAUGUUUACUUCUUGCCAAAGAUUCUACUUAUUAUUCAUCAUACAUCUUAAUGCGUGUAUUUACUUGAAACAAGUUGUUGUGGAAAGAAUUAAAAACAAUGUCAUAGGUGACAAGAUUGAUCCAAAAGCUGUACUAAAUUUGGAUCCUGGUCUUGGUGUUUUGGAUGCAUUUUUUGCCAGUUUGUCAAUGAUUCUUGUCAGUGAGAUUGGAGAUGAAACUUUUAUUAUAGCAGCUCUUAUGGCAAUGCAUCAUCCAAAGUCAAUUGUUCUAUCAGGUGCACUCAGUGCUCUGUUUGUAAUGACUUUACUUUCUACAGGGCUUGGUAGGAUUGUUCCAAAUCUAAUAUCAAGGAAACACACAAACAGUGUUGCUACAGUUCUUUAUGCCUUCUUUGGGCUAUGUUUGCUCUAUAUUGCUUGGAGAUCAGAUUCAAAAGCAUCUCAAAAAAAGGAGAUGGAGCAAGUAGAAGAGAAAUUAGAGUCUGGACAAGUCAAAACAGCUGCACGCAGAAAUUAGAGUCUGGACAAGGCAAAACGUUGUAGAAGUUUGAUCCAAUUUUUUGCAAAUCAACAAAGGUGCAUUUUGUCUUGUUGACUGGUCAAAAGAUAGUAUAUGUUAUGGAUGUUAAUAAGUUGGGUAAUGUAGUAACUCGAAUAUUUGAAAAUGCAUGGAUCUUUUACUAUCUUUUGAGAAGGCAACAGGGAAAAAACCACUGGGGAUCAUAUUCUAUAGGUAUAUAUAUAAAUAUAAUUUCAAGUGGUACAAUUAAAGAAAAAAAAACUAAAUCUUCACUUCGUUUUUUAUUUGCAGGGA